Oncorhynchus gorbuscha (pink salmon) is the source of this 3617-nucleotide messenger RNA. Its product is annotated as zinc finger protein 11-like. NCBI's taxonomy places the organism in Eukaryota, Metazoa, Chordata, Actinopteri, Salmoniformes, Salmonidae. Gene Ontology annotation, molecular function: DNA-binding transcription factor activity; RNA polymerase II cis-regulatory region sequence-specific DNA binding. The transcript is spliced from 9 exons. Bases 296 to 3340 code for a protein of 1014 amino acids. Gene Ontology annotation, biological process: regulation of transcription by RNA polymerase II. The record is from RefSeq and is a predicted model, not a curated record.
ACCGGUUAAAUCAUUCCUAGGUGAACUAUCCGAUGCAUUUCCGAUGACCGGUCCUUUGUGACGCGCAGUAAUUCCAGGAUCACUUCCGGAUUGCUUGUCGUUCGUGGCUACAAGCGUGUUAUUAACUGGUUUACAAUUAGUAAAACAUUCGUAGACAAAGCAAACGUAGUGUUCACAACAUUAUUUGCUACAAUCUGUAGCGUUCAGGAAGGAACCGAUGCAUUAAAUCCCGUGUCUAACGGGAUCCUCCAUCUAACGUUUGUAACAACAGUCAGCAUUUGGCCCACGCGACAAAAUGGACUCGGAAUUUUCGGCAGCGGACAAUGCAGGUCUCCCUCUCCUCUCCCUCUGCCUCUUGGUUCCACCCAUUCAGCUUAUGUCCGCGUCCAUAUGGCAGGUGGUGCAACAGCGAGAUGCCAUGAAUUAUGCAAUGCUGGCAGAGUUUGUCUCCCUGGUGACAGAGAUGGUCCCUGAGUUGCUGAUCUAUAGGCACAGGGCCCAACUUAUUUUGGGAUUGCGAGCAAGGCACAUUCUGGAGUUGUGUCGCAGUGAGCAUCCUGUAGAACCUCAGGUCAUCUUAACCCAGCUGUACAUGAUUCAACCACUUACCCACUUCAGUAAUGAUGUAAGUGACACAGAGGUGGAGUCGUCAGAGACUCAUUUUCUGGAGCUGGUCCAGACCCUGCUUAAAGACCCUGAUGAGAGAGAGCAUUUUUUCACCGAGAUAUUCCCAGUGGAGUAUGGACCACAAUAUGACAUCGAGCUGCAAACUCUACUGUGGGAGUUCCUGUCCAGAUUGGUUCAACUGUUACCGACCCCUGACCUCGCACAGACAAUGGCAUGGCUCGGUACUGCCCCCUCAGUCUUGGAUGAUUGUGCCCAUGUUAUAUCUCAUCCAGCAGAUCUGAAGAGUCUUCUCCAGCACCAUAAACGUCUUGGACAUUUGGAGCAACAUGUACCCCCCUGCGCCAUGGGCGACUGCAUCCUGUCCUCUCUCUCCAUCCCGCCACACAGUAGAACCAUGAUCAGCACUGAGCAGACCACCUGUGACAACCAGUCAGAACCCUUGGAGGAGUUUGUGGAUGACUUCGAGGUGGAAAUUGUAACUCUGACCGAUUAUGAAGAGGUUGAAUUAGGUUUGGGUCAGGAGGAGGUGGAGGAUGGGAACGAUGACGAAGCACAGACCAUGGAGGACAAGGAAGAAGAGCCUAAAGAAAUGCCCGCUGAAGACGUGGAGGAAGAGAAGGUGAUGGAGGACCAUGAGGAGGGCGACUUGGAGAGCAACUCUCAUCUAGAAGAAGAAGAGAAUGACUCAGCAUCCGCCCAUCACCAAACAUCCUCUGGGCCCCACAUCUGUUCAGUCUGUGAGAAGAGCUUCAAGUUUGCCUCUGCACUAAUAGCCCAUCAGGUCAUCCAUACAGGAGAGCGCCCGUAUGUGUGCCAUCUGUGCGGACGGUGUUUCUCCUUCAGGCAGUCUCUGGACAGGCACAAACAGACACAUAAGGAUGGGCGCGUUUACGACUGUUUAAUCUGUGGGGAGACCUUUCAGUCCUUGUCAGCCCGCACAGAGCACAAGAAGAGCCAUAUGGAGCAAGGCGCUUACCAGUGCUCACAGUGCCACAGGAAGUUCAACUGGGCGUCGGCCAUGGUGAGACACCUGAAGGUUCACACAGAGGGCACUGAGGUCAAAACGCAGGAACUUACAAAAAGCCUGAAGUCUGAGAAAGAGGAUAUAGGGAUUAAAGAGAUUGUAGGAGAGGUGGCUAUUGAACCCCCUGAAACAGACCUGGUAUUGGAGGAUGGAGGGAAAUCCUGUCACAAUCCACACGAAGGAGCGGGUCAGUCCACUUCAUCUGAGCCUGCAGUGUUGGUGCCUGGACUUCUGGACAAGGUUGUAACACUUGUCAAGGUCCGUACCAGUGGUAGGAAAACGAAACCGACCUUGAAGGUGCAGAUGGUGAACCUGCAGAAGCUCAAGGGAAAGGUUGCCACCCCAAAGAGGAGGACGGAUGGAAGCUUGAUGAACCCCCAGGGUUUCACACCAUUGCAUUUUAAGAGUGAGGAACACUCCUAUGGCUCACCAGUGGUCUCAAUAAAGGAAGGAGAUACAGGGUGGUGUCCAUUCGUCAACUCAGACGAAGCGUCCGUCCAGCAGCACAUUGAGAUGAACCACUCGGGGGAAGCGCAGGAAGAUGCUCCGUCGCCUCCGCACCAAACAGGCCAAGCAGGACACUAUGAUUGCCCAGACUGUAACAGCAGCUACAAGUUUCAGUCCUUACUGAAAUACCAUCGGCGCGUCCACACCGGCGAGCGCCCAUACGUGUGCCCUCAGUGCGGACGCCGCUUCUCCUUCAAGCAGUCACUGGAGAGGCACGGACAGACACACAAGGAUGGGCGCAAGCAUGACUGUCUGAUCUGUGGGCAGAACUUCAAGUCCUUGUCAGCGUACACAGAGCACAAGAAGAACCACAUGGAGAACGGUGUGUAUCGGUGUUCGGAAUGCGACCGGCGGUUCUCCUGGAAGUCUGCGCUGGUCAGACACCUCCGGACUCACACGGAGAACGCCACCGAGGCUGAGCUCUCUUACAAAUGCCCAAGGUGUGACUUGGGAUUCAGCAGUAGUACGUACCUUAACAGGCACCUGCUCACACACCAAGAGGAGAGGUUGCAUGUCUGCAGCUGUGGCAAGAACUUUGCCUACAAGGCUGCUCUGACCGCACACCAGCGCACCCACCUGAAAGAGAGGCCACACCAGUGCAAGCAGUGUGGAAAGGGUUUCCUCUACAAGGGAGGGCUGGUAAGUCACAUGAAGAUCCACUCCGAAGAAAUGCCUUUCAUGUGCUCAUUCUGUGGGAAGAGCUUCAAGAGGGAGAGGAACAUGAAGAAACACGAACGCUGCCACACCAGGGAGAACGUGUUCAGCUGCUCGCAGUGCGACAAGACCUUUGUAUACAAGGCCACACUGACCAGGCACGAGCUAACCCACUCGGGGGAGAGACCGUUCCUGUGCUCCGAUUGUGGCAAAGGGUUUUUCUCCCAUGCGGAGCUUCUAAAGCAUGAGCGCUUCCACACUGGCCACAAGCCAUUCCAGUGCUCCCACUGCGGGAAGCAGUUCACCCAGUCCUGCUACCUGACCAUUCAUCUGCGCUACCACACAGGGGUACGGCCUUACUCCUGCACCCAUUGUGACAAGAGCUUUCUCAGUGCCAACCGUCUAAAGAGACACCUGAGAACCCACACAGGAGAGAAACCCUACCUGUGUUCAGAGUGUGGCAAAGGAUUCAAACAGUCAUAUCACCUCAAGAUGCACCAGCAGACUCAUGCCACCAAGAUUUACUGAGGCAUGAUUGUGUCUCUGUCCAGAUUUCAGUCAAAUGAUUUGGUAGAAUGUAAGGGUGAGUUAGCUGUCGACUGUAGACAACCAGGAGUGUUAAAAUAGAAAUACUGAAUAAUAAUAUAAAUUCAAUAUGCAACAAAUUCAAAGAUUUUAGUGAGUUACAGUUCAUAUGAGGAAAUCAUUCAAUUGAAAUAAAUUCAUUAGGCACUAAUCUAUGGAUUUCACAUGACUGGGCAGGGGUGCAGCCAUGGGUGGGCCUGGGAGGCCUCAGGACCACCCA